GAACAAGCAAUAGAUUAAUAAGACCAAAGAUUGCCCUUUUAUGUACCCAAAAUGAAUUCAUGCCUCAUGUUUAACCACUAUAAGAGACAGUGGCUGAGAUGAAGCUGUUCUCGGCGGGUACACAAGCACUGAACGGCUGCUGACGGCCGAGCUCACAUCUCCAAAAAUGUUUAAACAAAUGAGGGAAAAAUAGGAUAUGAGUCACAUAUUUCAGAUCUAAACAACUACAUUCUUGCCUAAAAAAACUCUUAAAACUACAUUCUGUUACAAAAUAACAGGUCUAUACAAAGGUUUGCUUGUCCUCCAUGACACUCGCUGGUGAGAAUGCUGAAAGUGGAGUGAUUCAAACGGUGAAGCGGUUCCCAUGGUGAUACUGGUAGAAUAACUCAUGGCUGGAAAGACCUGUUAUAUAAAUAUAUAUCUUUAUUUUCCACAGCUUUAAAUCCAAUGCAUAUGUUUGUUAUGGAUAUGUACUAUGGUAAUUGAUUUUAAGCUUUUGAUUUUUAUAAAGUUUUGAUAAACAUGGUCGCCAUCCAGAUUGCCUCCUGCUGACUGUCUCCAACCUCCUGUGAACUGCAAAAGAGAUGUUCUUGGUACAGAUCACAGCAUGAGAGGGGCCACAUAGUACAUGUCAUGCAUUUAAAUGGUUAUUGUGAGCACUGGGCUUGCUGUAGUACCAUUGUGUGUAUAUGGGCCUGGAAAAGCUUGAUAAAAGUCGAUAAACAUUCAAGCCUCUGAGCAUCAUUGUUAACUUCUGAGCUGUUUUGGGGGUUGAUAUUCACAUUUGUGACGCAAAUGUUUGCGUGUAUUGCCUUACUGAAAAUCGCUUGUGGGUUUAACAUCAUCCAAGGUCUAAUAGAUGUCACAGCAGAGAUGAAGAAAUGCCUUAAUAUUGUUAUAAUAUUUAGGUUUAAUGAUAAAUAUUGAUGAAAUAUAUUUUCUUAUUGACGCAAUGAGAUCCAGGCAGACAAAUGUCAGAGAUCACAUUUGAAUAAGGAAUAACAAAUUUAUUAAGUUAUAAUAUAAAAUUAUAGAGACAUUAAUCAAGUAAAUAUUUUAUAUUAAAAUCCAGAGUAUCUAUUCAACGGAUGAAGAUUGUGAGAUCACAAUCAGUGUAUAGAGGAAGAAGGACCCAAAAAACAAGAUAUUUGCAGAAUGAAAGGAGAGGUAAUAGAAGCAGAUGGAGGAGCAGAAGCAGAAAAAGCCAAAUAAGAGCAACGAAUAUACAUGCAGGAAAAUUACAUCCUCUUAAACUUAUGUUUUGGUCUAAGAAAAGGUCAAACAAAUGUAUAAAUAAUGUCAUAGUUGGUGUAACGGCUAAGUUUGCGUGACUGGUGGUCAAAUGUCAAAGAUAGAUGAAAAUAGAUACCCUAUACAAUGUGUUGAUUUGACACUUUUGCAUUAUCUCAUUUGCAGAGAUGGAAACAGACAUAUUUUUAUAUAGGUACAUCACGUAAUGAACUCUGAACGAAAAUACACCCACUCAAUCUCACAGCACAGAAGAGACACCAAAGAGCUUACAUUUGGAAAUAAACAGACAUAUCAGAGUAGAAAAUAUAUAAAUGAUUUAAGAAAUCAAUAUCAUGUAAAAGAAUAAUAAUGUAUAAAGAAUAAUAAGAAAUUAAUCAAAUGAAUAAAUUGAAUACAUUUGAAUAUGAAAAGGGCUACACCACUCAUGAAAGGCUAUAAGUGAUCGGUCUAAAAACUAAUAAAUAUAUUUUAGUGAGAUAUUGAUUAAGUAUUAAAUGUGUUCUACAGUGAAAAACAAGUAAAGUAGUGUGAAGCAAAUUCAAUUUGACCACAGUUGAGAGAAGCACGUCACGCGAGAGGCUCCUCGCGCUCAUUUUAGAUGAUGACAGCAUGCUGAGAUCAUGCAGAUGACGUAAUGCCGCCAAACUGCAACAGUGCAAGUGAUUCGGUCGGUCAUACCGUAAGACGUUCAUUUUAUUCAGUUACAAAUUAUUAUAUGUUUAACUGUCUCUGUUGAAACAAUAACGAUGGUAUAUUAUUAAUAAGAAAUACCACAUUAUUAAUCGAUUGAAGUGUGAUAAAUUUCAACUUAAAAACUAUACUUUCUGUUCUAAUGUAGGACGCGUUUGCGAUUGAAAAUAAAGACAUUAACAUUAAGCACGAGCCUAUUCAUUUAUCCUAUUCCAGUUAAACUAACAUUCGGCGAAUAUGAAUUUCACUGGAACAAAAUAGAACAAAGAAGUAGGCUAUUCAGAUACUUCCUUAAGGAAGGUUUGUAGACAAAAUGUAGCAGACUUUCUUUUCCUUGCCAAAAAUGAAACAAUGAAGAUGUUUUUGGUGUGACGCAAUACGCUCCGUAAAUGUUGCCCCUCCCUCCGCCGGGAAACUCACAGCAGCAGCAGCAGCAGCGCUUGAGUUCAGGUCAGGAUGCCGAGCACUGGAAACAUUCAGAAAGUCACACGCCUCUCUUAGUCUGCAUAACCGACUACAGACAUUCCUCAUUACAGGAGGAAGAGCUUAACUCUGGAUCUGGAGCUUUGUCCUCAUUUUUAAGCGGAGUAACACACGUGAGACUUUGACAAGAGUUGGAAAUCUGAGGACAGUCAGAAGUGCGAUUACGUUACCUCAGACUCCAUCACUCCACCAAGAAGAGAAAUUAUGCUCACGAUCAAGUGAAAUGAUGUAUUUGUUUAUCAUGCUUAUGCUUCUUGUGAAUUUCAUUGCCGUUUCACAAGGUCUUGCUGCUCUGAGUCCUUCUGAUGGCAGGGAUGGUGUUUAUGAAGACCUGAAGUGGAAGUCUCUGCUAUGUUGUGAGCUGCCCUUUGCUCAGACAGUUGACAGUGGUCUUUCGGAACACCAAACCGUAGAACAAUGUCAGCUGCUAAAUGCUUCGAAAGUGGAAUCCUCUAGUAAAUCACUUGCCCUUUCUGGAAACUGUUUGGACAUCCUGUGCUGGCUUGAAGGUGAACGGACAAAUUUGAUUUGCAAUGCAAAGAGCCACAGAGCAGCAUCCACUGCUAGUCUGUUCACUGUUAGUCCUCAACAAAUAGUUCUACAGAUGGAUAUACUUUCAGACAAAAACCAUACUGCUCAGUGUGCCGGGGAAGAUACUGCCACGUGCUCUGUUUCUCUUCAUGGCAAUGAUGCAACUGUCUUGUUGACCAUCAAUAUAUCUGCGAAUGGGACUACCGCACUGUUACCGAAGAUGCAAAUCAGUUCAUAUCAUCUAAGAAGACCAGACCCACCUGUCAAUCUGCAUUACAACGUGACGACAAAAGGCGAAGUAAUUUUCAAAUGGAGUGGCACACAACCUGACAGUAAUGCCAUAAACUAUGAGAUCCGAUACUCUUCCAAUUCCUCGCUUCAGCAGUGGGAGGUGGUGAAGGUCAGAGGUCGUUCAUGGGUGCCUCUGAAUGAGCUCAGUUCUGGGAUCAGAUACACAGUCCAAGUGCGCUGCCAAAACAGCUUCAACUACUGGAGUGAAUGGAGCCAACCUUUCUAUUUCACAUUAGAUGUCAGUUACAUCCCCGCUGAAGUCUUCACGACACCCGGGUCAGAAGUAACGGUUUAUGCCGUCUUCCACAACCGCAGCUGGAGUGCGAGUAAAGCUGUGUGGAUGCUGAACGGGCAGGUGAAGAUUCCGGAAAGCCAGUACAGUGUAAUCAACGAUCAGGUUAGCGCCGUCACUAUGAAAGUAGACGAACCAGGGUUUGAUACUCUGAUGUGCUGCCACCUGUGGGGAGAGAGGUUCAAAUGCAUCAUCGCCUAUGCCAAAAUAUACACAGAAGGGAUGUUCAAUGCAGAUAUUACCUGCCAGAGCAAGAAUUCAGAGGUGGACACCAUGACCUGUGAGUGGAAUAAAAGUGCUUGGGCACAGGUCAGACUCCUUUACAGACAGUAUACAUCAAUGUGUGAGACCAUAUCAGAGACGGAGAGCACUGAAGAAGCUGAAGAAAACAUGUCUUUGGUGAAGGAGUGCCCAUCUGGAGCAGGAGACCACAGAGAAUGCACUUUAAGCAACCUUAGCCUGUUCUCUUGCUACAAAAUCUGGUUGGAAGUGGAAGGAGGGCGUGGCAAAGUGAGAUCGUUUCCUGUCUAUGUUGCACCAAUCGAUUAUGUGAAACCAUCUCCUCCCUCAGUCUUUGAAGCGAUCACUUUGCCAAACAAAACCUUGAGCGUAAAGUGGUGGCGUUCCCAGUUACCCGUAUACGACAUGCAGUACGAGCUGCGCUUUGUGGCUUUGCGUGGGAUGGCAAAUACGCAAUGGAAGGUCAUCGGUUCUCUUCUGGAACCACAGGCAGAGAUUCCGCUUGAAGAUUCCUGUGUUCAGUUUAAAGUAGAAGUUCGCUGUAGAAGACUGAAUGGCUCUGGAUACUGGAGUGACUGGAGCAGGAGUCACACUUCGAUUGUUUAUAACAGGAAAGCGCCAGAGAUGGGACCAGACUUCUGGCGCAUUAUACAAGAGGAUCCUGUUAGGAGUGUGACAAAUGUCACACUGAUCUUUAAGCCUGUCCUAGCAGGAGAUCCAUAUAGUUGUGUGGAGGGUCUCGUGAUUAAACACCAGGCCUCAGGGGGAGCCGUGUGGUCAAAUGAAACAACCUUGGCUCAGUUUCACUCAUUCCAGUGGAGGAAGGAAGCACACCUAGUCACCGUAAUGUCUCGCAACACCUUGGGCAUCUCUACACGGAAUAGCAACAUGACGCUGUUACAUCAACCCAAACGACAAUGUGUACAUUCAUUCAGCGGAGUUGCAAAUGCCAGCUGUGUGCAUCUCUCCUGGAGCCUGUUAUCUGAUCAACCGGUGCCUCAGUCAUUUGUCAUUGAAUGGUUAGACCUGAACAAAGACCCUGAACAAGACGUGUCUCUAACUGAGAGGCUACAGUGGGUCAGAGUUCAGUCCGCAUCGAGGGAUCUCUCUCUUUGCCGUCGUUUUUAUGGCUCAGAGGAGUUCACAUUGUAUCCAGUGUUUGCGGAUGGUGAGGGGGAGCCGGUUCGAUACACAGCUACUAGGAGCGACCCUGCAGCGUACAUACUGCUACUGAUCAUUGCGUUCCUGUCAGUGGUGCUGUUUGUCACACUUAUGAUGUCACAAAACCAGAUGAGAAAACUCAUGUGGAAGGAUGUUCCAAAUCCCAACAAAUGCUCCUGGGCAAAAGGAAUGGACUUCAGGCAGACUGACACCAUGGAGAACCUGUUCCCUCACUCAGAGGGUCUCACUGCCUGUCCUCUGCUGCUGGUCUCUGAGAGCAUCUGUGAGGUGGAAAUCAUCGAGAAAUGUCAUCCUCUCAUGCUUGAACAUGAAAAAGACAAUGAAGUACUCCUUUAUAACUCUGGAAACAAGGCAAACACCGACUCUGCCUGUCUGGGAGACUCCUCUGAACCUUUAUCACUGGAGGCUUCCACUGCCGCUGCUACCCCAGAAACAUCAGGCCAGUCCUCGGUGACAUACUCGACCAUUCUCCUCUCCGAUCAGCCCGCUCUCCUUCGAAAGCAGCAGGAGAGUCUGAGCAGCUCCAGUGAUGAAGGCAACUUCUCUGCCAACAACUCAGACAUUUCUGGCUCCUUCCCUGGAGGACUCUGGGACCUGGAGAACCACAUUUGCUCUGACAGCACCAAUCCUCGCCAUUCCAGCUCCUAUAACUCCGUGGAAGAGUUCUCGGACACAUCAGAACAAGAUUACGAAGCAUCAGAAAGCACUGGUGUAGCCAAAGACCUCUACUACCUCGAGAUGAACGAGGAGGAGAAGCAGGAAGAAGAAGAGGAUAUUGAGGAAGCACAGGAUAAGAAUGAAAUAGUAAUGAGGGUGGACGCCAGGCCUCUUCUGGAAGGCAAAAAUUCCACAGCCGUCGAUUCCAAUAAUGUAUCUCGCAGCAUUCCGCUUUAUCUGCCUCAGUUUCAAACUGAAUGCAUUAAUCCUCCCUGAAAUAAUGAGAAUAGCACCACCUGGUGGUAAUGUGCGAUAACGUUUUUCUUCACUGGAUGAAAGUCCAUAAAAUGCCUCAGUGACUUGAGCUGCAGGAUUUGGGAAAAAAUGUGGGAAAAAAUUUCCUGAUUAAAAAAAAAAUCACAUUUUUGACUGCUAUUAAAAGGUCUGGUUUCACAGGCAGGGCUUAGAUUAACACAGGAGUAGGCCUUCGUUCAAUUAGGACUUUUAAGUAGCUUUUAUAAAUGUGACUGGUGUGCAUCUUAAGAGAAAACAAUGACACUGACGUAUUUUAAGACGUGUCAGUGCAAGUUGCUUUCAGUUAAAACAGCUCAAACAUGCAUUUUAGUCUAGGACUAGACUUAAGCCUUGUCUGUGAAACCGGGGGAAAAAGAUUUUUUUUUUUUUUUUUUAAAGCUCCAUGCUGCACGAUUUGGGGAAUCUAUUUGCGAUUUUUCUGAUAAAAUUAAAGCUUGAAGUUUUUUGGCUAAAAAUGUGAUUAUACAGUAUGACUAUAAAAUACAAUAUUACUAUAAAAUUAUACUUCUUGUUAACAUUUUUAUUAAGAGUAUUAUAAAUGAAAAAUAUGAAUUAGUACUAUUGUAAUAUUUCACUGUAAAAUAAAGAAUAAAUAUAAUAAUAAUAUUUUACAGUACAACUGUAAAAUUACAUUUCUAAUAUUAUUAAUUUCUUCAUUUUCAAAAUGAAAUCAACUACUGGGAAAACUGCACAGAGCCCUCGAAGCUUCUCUUUUGUUGACAACAGUUGGCUUUUCAUUACAAGUUUGCGAAGAUGGUUGGCAUGCUGCGUUUUUACACAACACAUGUUAUAAGAAAACCAAACACAGAGCAAAUGCAGAGAUUGUAUGGCGCAGCAUUUACUGAAACACAAUGAAACCAUCAAAUCAUGAGCUGCUCGUGUGUAAAAGAACACAGUCUGGCGCUUCACUCUGAAACAUGCAGUGCAUAUAUUUAUUUAAUUAAAUCGCAGCCUUUCAGAUUUGAUAAUCGUACUAAGGCAUAUUGCGAUUUUGUUUUGUUUUUUCCCAUUAAUCGUGCAGCCCUACUUUCCACCCUCAACCUAUAUCCACCAAUAUGCCCUAUUUUCAUCUAUCUUGAGUAAAACAACCAAAACAUUAUCAGUUUUCACCUCCUACCAGCUGAGUGUUUCAGAUGAUUCACCUCUAAUAUACAUUUUACGGUUUACAGCCAGAUUUCCCAAGCUCAGUUGAUAAGGGCAUCCAAGCACAGUUUAUUCUCUGAAUGUCUCUGAUGGGUUGAUGAUCGGCCUGUCAUUGCAGGAACUCGCUGCUUUCCACCUUCGUCACACCAAACAUUUCGUAAGUGUUUGAAGGCUGAAGUAAAAUCAUGUAAAGACCACAUUAACUGGAAUGAAGUGCUUUAAAAGGAAGAGACCGAAGAAGGGACUUAAUUUACUCUCUCAGUGUGGUGGUCACAGCCACGCUUUAGUGGCUGUUUGUGCAUUUCAGGUGCUUCAUUAAGUCCAGCUUAUAUAAGUGAAGAGACUUUUUAAGAGCCGUCCAUCUAAAUAUCAGCUUUGUGAAGAAAUGGCUUCUCAUGUCUGCAUUUACAUUGGGCUUAUUCAUUCAAUAUGAAUGUAUAUUUUGUUAGUGAGGUCUGUGUUCUUUGGAAACUCAAAUAUUUUGAGUCUACAAAAUGUCAUCUAAUUAAAGUGUAUAGUCGUUUUUGAUGAAAUGAGGGAUGAAUGUAACUCAAUAAAACUGGUUAAAUAUAUGUCAAUCAGUAAGAAUGUGUGUACAGUAGCCUAUACACGUAUUUCUUGUCUAUUUUUCUGGUCAGAAUAAACUAUUUAUUGCAGCUA
Molecule: messenger RNA, 7735 nt
Organism: Megalobrama amblycephala (Wuchang bream)
Lineage: Eukaryota; Metazoa; Chordata; Actinopteri; Cypriniformes; Xenocyprididae
Gene: lepr
Product: leptin receptor
Exons: 20
Coding region: 2648-5893 (1081 amino acids)
Biological process (GO): cytokine-mediated signaling pathway
Cellular component (GO): external side of plasma membrane
Molecular function (GO): protein binding; cytokine receptor activity
Source: RefSeq, a predicted model, not a curated record